Molecule: messenger RNA, 972 nt
Organism: Asparagus officinalis (garden asparagus)
Lineage: Eukaryota; Viridiplantae; Streptophyta; Magnoliopsida; Asparagales; Asparagaceae
Product: coilin-like
Exons: 5
Coding region: 157-972 (271 amino acids)
Biological process (GO): spliceosomal snRNP assembly
Cellular component (GO): Cajal body
Molecular function (GO): U1 snRNA binding; U2 snRNA binding
Source: RefSeq, a predicted model, not a curated record
CACCUAAAAAAAAAAAAAAGCACUCAGAAAAUAAGGGGAAAAACAAUAAAACCCUCCCCUUUUAUUUCUCGGAGGCCACAAAAGGGUUUAAGGAGCGUUCAUCUCCCCAAAAUUCUGCCCCAAAUUCUCUGAUCUCCUCUCUCCUCCUACAUCGCCAUGGAAGACCCUUUAAGGGUUCGAGUGGCCUUCGACGAUCGCAAGAUGCUGACGAAGUCUCAGAGAUCAGAGGGCCUGAAGCACUGCUGGAUUCUCCUGAGGCCGGACAUUGCCACUAUUUCCGACCUCGCUUUGCACGUGCACAGGAGCUUCAAUCUCCAGCGAUCUUGCCCUAAUGGCCUCCUCCUCUCUAUGGAUGGUUUCGUUUUACCACCUUUUGAGUCAACAUGUGUUUUGAAGGACAAGGACACCAUUAGGGUAAGAAAGAAGGUUGCUACACAGAUGAGUUUGAUAGAGCUUGGCGAUGAUCCAUGUAGCAUGCGGUGUUCUGGAAGUCUGAAGAAGCAACAUAUAGUGUCUGGUGGUGAUUUUCUGGCGAUCAGGGAAUUUGGGGAGUGUUCAGAUUGUAAAAUGAAAUAUCAUGAAGAUUUUUGUGCACAUACUGAGAAUGUUGUCAGCACAGGAACUCCCCCAAAAUCAAAGAAAAAAAGGAAACAUUCAGAUGGAAUUCAGAGCCCAAAGAGAAAGAAAUUAAGAACCAGCUCCCAGAAGCCAAAUAUUACUGGUAAUGUAGUGGAAGAUGCUGCUGAAGCAGAUGAAGAUACCCAUUUAGGAAAGAGCCUAGAGUCUUCAAAGAAAAGAUGCAGUUCCAAGAAAAGAUCAAAAAAGAAGCAGAAGCCAUCCACUGCCAAUGGAAGUAUUGCAUCUCAGCUGGAGGAUAAAGUUGAGCAAUUGACUAGCUCUAACCAAAAAAGGAAGAGGACCAAUUCUGUCCUAAAGCGUUACGGAAGGAAAUUUAGACCAAAUCAUCGUUGA